AUGAGGAUGUUGGCCUACGGGGCAGCGGCCGACUUUCACGACGAAUAUUUGAGAAUGAGCGCACAACUCAUUCGCAAAUCUCUCAUCAAGUUCGUUGAAGGUGUAAUUUCUGACUUCGGCGAUGAGUACUUGCGAAAGCCCAACGAAGAAGACUUGACAAGACUUCUGCAUAUUGGAGAACAACGUGGGUUUUCAAGAAUGUUGGGUAGUAUUGACUGCAUGCAUUGGGAAUGGAAGAAUAGUCUCACUUCAUGGGCUGGACAACAUGCCGGAAGAAGCGGGAGUUCGACAAUCAUCUUUGAAGCAGUAGCAUCUCAAGAUCUGUGGAUAUGGCAUGCUUUUUUUGGAACUCCAGGUUCGAGAAAUGAUAUUAACGUGCUUGAUCAAUCUCUUAUUUUUGAUGAUAUUUUGGAAGGUCGAGCACCGAAGGUCAACUACAUAGUAAAUGGCCAUGAAAAAAAUAUGGGAUAUUAUCUCACUGAUGACAUAUAUCCUCAAUGGGCGGCAUUUGUCAAAUCUAUACUAGGUCCACAAACGAUGAGGCACAAGUUGUUUGCUCGACAUCAAGAGUCUGCUCGAAAAGAUGUUGAACGAGUUUUUGGUGUUUUGCAAGCUCAUUUGCUUUUAUCAAAUGUCCAUGUCUUAUUUGGGAUCGUGAUAUUAUGGGGAAAAUAA
Molecule: messenger RNA, 675 nt
Organism: Salvia splendens (bonfire salvia)
Lineage: Eukaryota; Viridiplantae; Streptophyta; Magnoliopsida; Lamiales; Lamiaceae
Exons: 1
Coding region: 1-675 (224 amino acids)
Source: RefSeq, a predicted model, not a curated record